This is a messenger RNA of Aedes albopictus (Asian tiger mosquito), 3861 nucleotides long. RefSeq lists its product as uncharacterized. NCBI's taxonomy places the organism in Eukaryota, Metazoa, Arthropoda, Insecta, Diptera, Culicidae. Gene Ontology annotation, molecular function: nucleic acid binding. Gene Ontology annotation, biological process: DNA integration. Bases 1 to 3861 code for a protein of 1286 amino acids. The record is from RefSeq and is a predicted model, not a curated record. The transcript has a single exon.
AUGUCCAACUUCAUUUCGAAGCCAUUAGCGAAGCUACUCUUCAACCCCCGGUCGAAGGUGGACAUAUCCAUAGCAGGUAUCGGUCUCUCCACGCAGAACGUGAAAAGUGCAAUUACCGCCACGAUCCAAUCGAGAACACAGGAGUUUUCGACGAAGUUGGAGUUUCUCAUCCUCAAGAAUCCUUCGGCACAGCUGCCGACCAUUCCGAUCAACAUUUCGUCGUGGAAUAUCCCGAAGGUUGCCCUAGCAGACCCCCAGUUCCACGUUCCAGGAAGGAUAGACCUUGUCAUCGGAAGUGAAGCCUUCUGGGAGCUCCAUAGUGGUCGGAAGAUACCGUUAGGAGACGGACUUCCAUGGCUGACUGAAACGCCAUUCGGAUGGGUCGUCGCUGGGACCGCAUCAAGCCAAUACAACUGUAUCCCUCGGAUCUGUAACCUUUCUACGAAAGAUGAUCCCCUAGAAGCCACUCUCCAACGGUUCUGGGAAAUCGAGGACAUUUCCGACGGUCCUGCGCGGUCGGUGGAAGAGAACCGGUGUGAAGAGCACUACGCAACAACUACGACUCGUGAUCCAUCAGGGAGGUAUAUCGUCAGUCUUCCUCGAACCGACAAUCCAAUGGUUGUCCUAGGAAGCUCCAAGGAAAUCGCAGAUCGCCGUCUUCUGAGUGUCGAGCGGCGUCUCGAACGUGUUCCUGCUACCAAGGACGCGUACCACCGCUUCAUGGACGAAUACCUCCAGCUUGGACACAUGAAGAAGCUCGCAGAACCGGUAGAUGAUAGUCAACCCCAUUGCUACAUCCCACACCAUGCCGUCUUCAAAGAGUCUAGCACAACAACGAAGGUCAGGGUCGUUUUUGACGCUUCGUGCAAGACGUCGUCCGGAUAUUCGCUGAACGACACGCUUUUGGUCGGCCCAGUCGUACAGGAAGACCUGUACUCAAUUAUUCUGCGUUUCCGCAUUCGCCGCAUUGCUAUCGUCGCCGACGUAGAGAAAAUGUAUCGGCAGAUGCUGCACUUCCCCGAGGAUCGCAGAUUUCUACGAAUUCGUUUCCGUGAGAGCCCCAGCGAUCCAAUAUCCACCUACGAAUUGCAGACAGUGACCUACGGUACUGCAUCUGCCCCGUAUCUCGCCACGAGAACUCUGCAGCAGAUAGCUCACGAUAAUGGACAUCUGUAUCCAGCUGCUGUAGACCCAGUGAUUCACGACUGCUACGUCGAUGACCUGCUGUCUGGAGCUGACGAUGUGGAAUCAGCCAUUCAAGCGCGGGAACAAGUGACGUCUAUGCUCAACACUGCUGGCUUCUCAGUCAAGAAGUGGGCGUCGAACAUUCCGGAAGUUCUCGCCGGUGUUCCAACGGAAGACCUGGCCCUACAACCACUGCACGAUCUCCAGGACGAGCAGGCCGUUUCCACUCUGGGUCUUGUGUGGGAACCGAGAACCGACACAUUACGGUUCAAGGUCCAACUGCCACCACCGGCUGCGGUACUGACAAAGCGGAAAGUGAUGUCAUACAUCGCCCAAAUCUUCGACCCACUCGGUCUCGUGGGUCCUACCAUCGUAGUUGCGAAACUCUUCAUGCAGCGUUUGUGGGCGCUGAAACACAACGGAGAAACUUGCAAAUGGGAUUUACCGCUUCCGAUCAAGCUUCAACAGGAAUGGAAAGAAUUCCACUCCGAGCUACACAUGCUAGGCGAGGUUCGAGUUCCACGAUUCGCAUCUCUUUCGAAUGUCAUCAACCUCCAGCUCCAUUUCUUCUCAUACGCCUCCAAGGGAGCGUAUGGCUCCUGCUGCUACGUACGAGCUAAAACAAGAGAUGGUGUGUCAGUGCAGCUGCUAACUGCGAAGUCAAAGGUAGCUCCACUAUCUAGCCGUCAUUCCAUCGCCCGGCUGGAACUAUGUGCAGCGCGACUGUCGACGCAGCUGUUCCAGAAAGUGUUGGCCGCCCUGAAGAUACCAGCUCCAGCUUACUUCUGGACGGACUCCACCACGGUUCUCCACUGGUUACGGUCACCACCUAGCCGUUGGAAGGCAUUCGUAGCCAAUCGAGUGUCACAAAUCCAGCAUGCAGUCGCCGUGAGUCGCUGGAAACAUGUUCCUGGCAUCGACAACCCAGCAGACGAUAUCUCACGGGGAUUGAAUCCAAUCGACAUUCUACAGUGCAAGCGUUGGUGGAACGGUCCUGACUGGUUGACACUCCCUCCGGCGAACUGGCCGAAUCUCCUUCCGGUCGAUGAAGACGCGCAAGCUUCCACCGAAGAGAUGCGGAAGGUCCCGGUAGUUUCGAUGGGCGUCAUUCAAAGCGGUUUCCACGACGAGCUGUUCGCCCGUUUCUCCAGCUUCUCUAAGCUUCGUCGUGUCACUGCGUUCUGUUUGCGAUAUCUUCGAUCUUUGCAAGAACGCGCCAUGUUUCGCCGCACCGAUCCGGAAAAGUACAAUCAGCUCACCCUCAACGAUGGGGAAGUCGCUCCUCUUACCUCCGGAGAACUACAAACCGCGGAGGUGCACCUCUGUCGUCUCGCACAACGUCAGUCGUUCGCUGAAGAACUUUCGGAUUUGGCCAGCGGGGAAAGAGUCACCAAAUCGUCAGCGUUGAAAUGGCUGAAACCGUUCGUCGAUCAGAACGGCCUUAUUCGUGUCGGUGGCCGGCUGCGCAACGCCGCCCUCUCCGACUUCGUGAAGCACCCCAUCGUGCUUUCUGCCAAACAUCCGCUGUCGACUCUGCUGGCUAGUUUCUUUCACUUAAAGCUACUGCACGCAGGCCCUCAACUCCUGCUAGCCACGCUGCGCCAGAAAUACUGGAUUCUCGGCGGCAGAAACUUAACAAAAUCCGUCUUUCACCAUUGCCACACUUGCUUUCGUAGCAAGCCCACACUAGUCCAGCAGAGCACAGCGGAUCUACCGGCAUCCCGAGUCUCACCAACUCGACCUUUUUCCGUCUGCGGCGUCGACUAUUGUGGACCGUUCUUCAUCAAGCCAACCGUCCGCAAUCGUGCACCAACGAAAGCCUACGUAGCGGUCUUCGUCUGUUUUGCGACAAGGGCCGUACACAUCGAGCUUGUGAGCGAUCUUACCACAGCUGCAUUUCUAGCAGCACUUCGUCGUGUCGUCGCCCGCAGAGGAAGAAUCGCCGAGCUGCACUCGGACAAUGCGACGACGUUCAAGGGUGCGUCUCACGCACUCAACCGCGUCUACCAAAUGCUGAAGGUGGACAAUGCCGACCGAGACAGGAUCUUCAAUUGGUGCUCCGAGAAUGAGAUUCGGUGGAAAUUCAUCCCGCCGAGAGCGCCACACUUCGGAGGCCUGUGGGAGGCCGCCGUCAAGUCAGCGAAGAAGCACCUGCUCAAGAAUGUCGGCAACAGCAGCAUCGCCUACGAGCCGAUGGUAACUCUUUUGACCCAGGUCGAGAUGUGUCUGAACUCCCGUCCGCUGACGCCGAUGCCGAGUGAGCCGUCCGAUCUGGAGGUCCUAACACCAGGACACUUUCUCGUCGGGUCCAAUCUACAAGCGGUACCCGAAGUUGAUUUUCGUGGAAUUCCUGACAACCGUCUGGAAUCGUACGAGCUGGUCCAGAAGCACCUACAGAACAUCUGGGCUCGCUGGUACCCGGAAUAUCUCCAGCAGCUGCAGUCCCGAGCUACCAAGGGCUGCAAUCCUCCGGUCGUCGUCGAGGUCGACCGAAUCGUCGUUAUCAAGGAGGACAACGUCCCUCCUGCCAGCUGGCCGAUCGGAAGAAUUAUCAAGCUUCAUCCGGGUAAGGAUGGUGUCGUCCGAGUGGUGACACUGCGGACUGCACCGGGAAAGGACAUCGUUCGAGCGGUAGCUAAGAUCGCCCUUCUGCCGUCACCGGAUCCAAGUCUUUAA